AUGCUUAUUGUUCCAGAUGAGAAAAUUGAUCAGACCUUUGAGCUUAAUAACCAUGAUGGUUAUAAAAUGGACAGCUGGAAUGGAUACGAUCCUGCGACUUAUGCUCGAGUUGUGGAGACAUUGGAAGCUAGAGAUAAUGCAAGAAGGAAAUUGGAUAUUCUAGGGGAAGAUGUCGAUUCUGCCUACAAGAACCCUAUGCCCAUGCAUGAAGAUCCUCUCCCUGAUAUGGAUCCAAAUGAGAACUCCAAAUCAUCGAACUAG
Molecule: messenger RNA, 261 nt
Organism: Oldenlandia corymbosa var. corymbosa
Lineage: Eukaryota; Viridiplantae; Streptophyta; Magnoliopsida; Gentianales; Rubiaceae
Source: the annotation of a GenBank genome assembly